AUUGAACCUAGAUUCAGGAAGUACAUGGCAAUGCCAGAGAUGCCACUUGUAAAGGAUGGGAUACCUCUAAUUCCAAAUUUAAAAGUGGAGAACCCUGCUUUAAGAGGAAAAUCGUGUUGCAGUUCAAUGAGGAGGGCGGACUGAUGAUUGAUGAAGACAAAAUGACACUGAAAAGUUGGCAGUGGCCAAGGAGGGGGAAACUGCCUGAACCAGUUUGGAUCAAGGUUAAUGACUGCAUCACCAUCCGGAUUAUUGGACAGUUUUCCAUCCACUUCACCUUCAAAUGGCAGUACGAGACCAUUCGCUUCUCUCUCUCCCCCUUGCCAGAUGUCAUUCCCCCUCGGCCUGAUGAAUUGUUUCUGAGGACGCGGUCCAGUGUGCAGAGAACAAUCAGUACUCCACGUGCUGUUCCAGAAAUCACAAUCCACUACCUGAGGCAGCUGCAUAGAAAGAUCAAGAACAUUGUCAAUGAUUGGAUGGAGUAUUACAGAGCUGAAACUGGUCUCAGCAAGCUUCCAGUUGUCAGACGUACCGAGAGUGACAGGCACAUCUUCAAAGUUCAAUCGAAGAAACAACCAUUCAAACCCUACAUGCCUCCAGUCAAAGGUUUCUCACCGCAGGCAGACUAUGUUCGCUUUCUGUCUGCUCCAGGCCAGGAACAGAAUAGGUGUCUACCCCGGAGCUGCUCCUUUUCCAGGAAUUUGGCUGCAAUGAUUAGCAGAGAAGGCAAUAUCGGCUUAAUGACAUCUAACAGACAUGGAUCUUCAACUCCUGCUAAUAUCCAACAGGGGCUUCGGUUUCCUCAGGUUCCUAAGGAGGAAAAGGAGUGGUUGCUGUCACCCAGUCCGUGUCCGGUCGUAUUGCGAGCUGCGAUGAUGGGCACAGUCAAGAAACGUUGUCAUUGCAGCACCACCAAGGUUCCCAACAUCACCGACCUGGAGUUUGACACCUUCAUCAAGAAAUCGACAGCAGGGAGCGAGCAGCUCAUCAUUGUCUGCGUUGUCUCAUUGCAACAGCUCAAGUCUGCGCCCUACGAGCAGAUGAUCCAGUAUUUGUAUGAGGAGAACAACCGAAACCGAAACCAGCCCUGUGUGGAGUGUCAAAAAGAUUCGUUCCGGUUAAUAAAGUACAACAUCAGCACGGCCCACGAGUACACAGGACAAAGCCCAGCGUUACUGGUCAAACGGCAUAACAUAACUCCUGGCAUGUUCCUGAUGUACAUUGGAGGGAAGUUGCUGUUUGCUGACCACAUUUUUAAUGGAUACAGUAACAGUGUGAAGGAUCUGAUGAAGCAGAUUACCAAAACGUAUGAUGACUACGCAAAUGGCCGCCACCUACUGUAUGACUUCAGGUUCAGUUCCGUUGGACCUGCGUUGCCAAGUACCACACAGGAUGACACAUCGCUGCAACGUCAGUCUGAUCAGAGUGCAAGACCCAAAUCAGAAACCUCUAUUAAGCCAGCCAUAUGCAUCUUUCAGUCUGCUAACAGGGCUGUAACCAUCCAGGAUUUCAUCGCUUUUAGCUUGACCCAGAGAAACAUUUGUUGCGAUGCAGAGAGAAUUCCAGCGGAAACAAUGGAAAGCAUGCUGGAAAGCUGUUUCCGAAGACCCAACUGAGAGCUGUCUGAGGCAUAAGCAGAGAGCUAUUGCUUGUACAUUGUAGAUAGAAAAUGUCAGCUAGUGUACUUUCUACAGUUCCUACCUGAUAACGAUCACUGUUAAACUGUUGUUAGUUCUGACCAAAUAUAGCAGGAAGAAACGGUUGUGCUGCUCAAGAGUUCCAUGUUAUCCUUAAUCUUAGCCAUCAAACAUUUUUAAGAUUACCACAAUCACAUUCAAAACUCAGGAUCUGAGGGGGCAGAAGAUGUUGCAUUUCCUGAGAAGAAUGCCUCAGAUUGAUCAGUAAAGGCACAUUACCCCAGGGAUCACCACUAACAACACAUUCACUGAGGAGCCAUCACUAAAGUCACAUUUGCCCAGGAACCAUCAUUUGAUACACAUUCACUGAGGGACCAUCACGAAAUGCACGUUCGCUGAGGGACUGUUAAUGAACAUACAUUCACCCAAUGUCCAUCACUGAAGACAUAUUUGGAUUUCCACAGCUGCGAUUCCAUAUAUUUUGGCUAUUGGCACAAACCAUCAGUUGACAUUCCAGGACUCAGUGCUCCAGUCUGUUUCAUGAAUGCGUAUACCAUUUCAUUCUACAUUAACAAAAGCCAAAUCCCUCCCACAUUCCUAAUGAAAUCUGCUUUAAUCUAAUGUUCCCUAAACCAGUCCUGGAACACAGCUAUGCUUCCACUAUUCGGUCCAGACUCCUCACCAAAGCAGUGAAACCACGUUGUGCAAAGGCACAGAUUUUUUUCUAAUUCACCUGUGGGAUGUAGGCAUUGCUGGCUGGGUCAG
This is a messenger RNA of Rhincodon typus (whale shark), 2402 nucleotides long. RefSeq lists its product as uncharacterized. The transcript has 11 exons. The coding region runs from base 144 to 1616 and encodes 490 amino acids. The record is from RefSeq and is a predicted model, not a curated record. Lineage: Eukaryota; Metazoa; Chordata; Chondrichthyes; Orectolobiformes; Rhincodontidae.